Molecule: messenger RNA, 1380 nt
Organism: Tympanuchus pallidicinctus (lesser prairie-chicken)
Lineage: Eukaryota; Metazoa; Chordata; Aves; Galliformes; Phasianidae
Product: guanylin-like
Exons: 3
Coding region: 130-462 (110 amino acids)
Cellular component (GO): extracellular region
Molecular function (GO): guanylate cyclase activator activity
Source: RefSeq, a predicted model, not a curated record
GUGCGGAGAUAGACAACUGGACAGUCUGGGUACUAAGAGAAAACCUGAGAGACACGAAAGAAAGGCAGUGUAAUACCAAAACAGGAGAAAAGAUAUUCAGGUUAGAAGAGGCUGCUCUUUGCAGGUACUAUGAGAGGCUUGCUGUCCUUCACAGUCCUUGCACUUCUUUUGCUGGUGCACAGCUCCCAGGCAGUCUAUGUCCAGGAUGGCGACUUGACAUUCUCCCUUGAAUCUGUGAAGAAGCUAAAGGAGCUUAUGGAUGAGAACAGAGUCAUUAACCCUCGCAUGGUGGUUUAUAAGGCUGGGUAUUCUCUAUGUGAAGAUAAAGAUCUCCCUGAGGUUUUCCAACCUGUGUGUAAAAGGAAAGAUGCACCUAUGAUUUUCGAGAGGCUGUACUUGAUUGCCGGUGAAGCUGAUUUGUGUGAAAUCUGUGCCAAUGCUGCCUGCUCUGGUUGCUUUUGAAUAAGGAUGAAACACUCCAAAGACAGUGUGCCAAGCUAGGAAGUUUGUGCAUUUGUAUUGCAAGAUCACAUACCCUCACAAAUCACUAUUUAGGCUUCGUCUUCACCACAGUCAAACUGAAGCUGUUAGCUCAUGUAGACAUAGUAAGAGUAAUUUUGAAGUAGUGAGAUCAGGUAAUACCAGCAAUGCAGUUCUGGUAACAGGAAGACCAAGCUUCAUGUGAGAAGCUGAAGAACCAUGAAGAAAGAGGCUCACACUGAGCGUUGUCUUGCCUUGAGCCAUGCCUGAGUUGUGCAUCUGUCUAUGUGAGCUGUGUCGUGGUUGACUGGAGUGAAAAUAUCCUGGACUCGAUGUUUCAAUUUCCAUUAAUCUGUCUGGAUUGGAGCACAAUGGGUCAAACUGAGUAGUCUCCUCUAGCCUUUUAAUAUCUAAAUCUCCGUGUGAUCUGGCUUCCACUACACAUAUACACCUAAGCAGCAUAGGGUUGUAAUCUUUUCCAGCUCAAGCUCUCCAGUUGGUUGGAUGAAUGUCUGUGCCUGUAGGUCUGGACAUGGUAUGUGUUUGAUUGUAACAGAGCUGUAACAUAUAACUUGGGGACAAGUCAUAAGUGUUUAGCAAUGCUUUAAUAGCUAGGAAAUUCUCCAUCUGUUACUUGUGCUAAUAUUUAAUGCCAAUUUACUGAACAGAUGUAGAAGAGCACAGGAGCUAGUAAUCUUUUGCUCAUGGUUGUACAGAAGUUCCCUUCUUUUGGCAGAUGUUCGUUAAGCUCUGUUUAGGAAAAAGGAAAUCCAAGCUGCAAUGCUGGAAUCACUUUGAAAGGAAAUCAUUGCCUUGUCUUUAUUUUUGAGUGGCAGUUUGUGAAGAAGAGGUCUACUGAUGUUUGUAUGCUACUGUACAUGAAAUAAAGGUUAGAGACAA